AUGGCCCUCAUUAAAUGUUGGCCUGGUUCCCUGACCCCUGCUGCUCUGAUAUUUAUACUGCUUCUUCUCGGAAUUAAUAUCCAACAAGCGCAAGCGGCUAUUCCUACAUCUAAGCGUUUUGAUCUUUCGGAACCCUCCUACGAUCUUUGGCGCGGCAAGUCCUUGCACGAUGUGACUAUCCAGCAAGGAUUCGGCUUCGACAAUACCAAUCGCCGACUUUUCGUCUCCCAGCGACGCGAUGGUGCCUCCGGGACCUCGGGGGAUCUGUGCAUCACCCAGCUAGACUUCGACGGCAACUAUGUGGGAUACAUGCAUCUCACAGGGUUCGGACAUGGUGUCGCCUUCGGCGUCCAAGCAGUCGGAUCAGCAACCUACCUCUGGACAGAGGUAGAGGCCAACUCAAACGGAUACGGAAAAAAGCUCGCCCGGUUCAAGUUCUCCAGUGGAACUACACUUUCAUCAUCAUCAUCCUCUCUGAAAAAGUAUGCGCCUAUCUCCGGUGCCACUGAGUACACAUGCUCUACUGACCCAGUGAACAACCGGCUCAUUGUCCGCCACCACCACAGCGACGGCAAGCACAUCUCUGUGUUUGAUUUGGAUAAGGCUACGGCUGGGGAUUUCUCUAGCCCCUUGGCCAGUUUCAAGCAACCGUCGAUGAAUACAGCGUCGAGUGUUUUACAAGGAUAUGCCGCGUUUGGACAGUAUAUCUACUUCUUGUACGGCGAGUCUUACGAUGCUACUGGUGGUGUGGUCAAUUCCGACUUGACGGCUGUCAAUAUGAAUACGGGGUCUGUUGUGCAGGGUCCUACUAAAACAAAGGCCGGAUCAACAUUGGUGUUCCGUGAGCCGGAAGGAUUGGCCAUCUAUAAGACUGCUGGUGGGGAGGUCCGUCUGUUCUUGGGAUUCGCCUCUGGUAAGGCUGGUGAUCGGAGAUCGAACCUCUUCUACAAGAAUGCUUUGAUUUGA
This is a messenger RNA of Penicillium paradoxum, 966 nucleotides long. RefSeq names its product putative FacC-like extracellular signaling protein. Lineage: Eukaryota; Fungi; Ascomycota; Eurotiomycetes; Eurotiales; Aspergillaceae. The transcript has a single exon. The coding region runs from base 1 to 966 and encodes 321 amino acids. The record is from RefSeq and is a predicted model, not a curated record.